GUUGUGGGGGGAGGAGGGAAGCACAAAUCUUGCAGCACACCUGCACCCUCAGACUCUGUUACUCCCAGAACUUACGGAGGCGUUAAAGCUGUACAGUCGCUGGAGUUUCCGUAAGUUUUGAAUCAUGUUAGGCAGCGGUAAGUCAGCGGCCAGCAGCCCCAGAGGAGGGCGGAGGAAGGCGGCAGAGAAAACGAAGGACCCCGGCAGGAGGCUCGGGUUGGACAAUGACGACAUACGCCUGAUGAUGCAAGGCUCCAACAUGGUGAAAGUUCGCUCUUCGAGGUGGCAGAAGAGCCGAAACCUGCGGCUGCUGGAGGACGGACUCACCGUGUGGUGUGAGUCCACCAAGAGCUCCCGCAAAGCCAAAGCCCAGCAGACAUUCGCAGUGACAGAAGUGGAGUGUGUGCGUGAGGGCUGCCAGUCCGAGGCGCUGAGGCGUCUGUCUGGGUCGGUGCAGGAGAACCAGUGCUUCACAGUGAUCUUCAGAGGAGCCAGGAAGAGCCUGGACCUGCUGUGUCCCUGUGAGGACGAAGCUAAGCGCUGGGUGCGAGGGCUCCGCACUUUAAAGGAUCACGUGGCCAACAUGACUCAGAACGAAAAACUGGACCAUUGGAUCCGAGGAUACCUGAGGCGAGCGGAUCAGAACCAGGACGGCAAGAUGAGCUACGAUGAGGUCAAGCGGCUGCUUCAGAUGAUCAACAUUGACCUGAGUGAGCAGUACGCCCGCUCUUUAUUCAAGAGGUGUGACCGAUCCGGUGAUAAUCGCCUGGAUCACAUAGAGAUCGAGGAGUUCUGCAGGGAGCUGCUGCGACGGCCUGAGCUGGACGCGGUGUUCAGACACUAUUCAAGCAAUGGUUGUGUGCUCGCUACCGCUGAGCUGCGAGACUUCCUGGGAGACCAAGGAGAAGACGCCUCAUUGAAUCACGCCCAGACUCUCAUACUCACCUAUGAGCUCAAUGACUGGGCUCAGAAGAACCAGUUCAUGACCCAGAAUGGUUUCACCAUGUACAUGCUGUCGCAGGAGAACGAUGUGGUUAAUCCCGACCAUACCAGAGUCUACCAGGACAUGAGCCGCCCUUUGGCCCACUACUUCAUCUCCUCGUCGCACAACACUUACCUUACCAAGGAUCAAGUUACCAGUGCCAGCAGCACUGAGCCAUACAUCAGGGCUCUGAAUCAGGGCUGUCGCUGUGUGGAGCUGGACUGCUGGGAUGGAGAUAAAGGGGAACCUGUCAUCUACCACGGCCACACGCUCACCUCCAAAGUGCCUUUCAAGGAGGUCAUUGAAACCAUCGCCCAGUACGCCUUCAAGGCGUCCCCAUACCCUCUAAUCCUGUCCUUGGAGAACCACUGUUCUGUGGAGCAGCAGGCUGUCAUGGCCAAACACCUCCGCGCCAUCCUGGGCAACAAACUGCUCACCAAGCCCCUCAGUGGCCAGCCGCUAAAAGACCUGCCUUCUCCUGAGGAGCUGAAGGGCCGUAUUCUGGUAAAAGGGAAGAAGCAGAUUUCUCACCUGAGCCAGUUGGGCAAGAAUGACAGCUGUGCGAGUUUCUCCUCAAGCUCUGAAGAUGAAAUAGCAGGCAGCACCAAGAACACACCCAAGAAAGAUCCUGCAAUGGUCUGUUCUAAACUGAGCCCAGCGCUCUCAGAUCUGGUGGUGUACUGCAGAAGUGUUCCCUUCCGUGGGUUUGAAAAUGCAUCUGGAAAACUCCCAAAUGAACUAUCCUCCUUCUCUGAGAAUGAGGCCCUCAAGCUCAUCAAAGACUCAGGAAAGCUUUUUGUGAGACACAACAGCAAGCAGCUGAGCCGGAUCUACCCCUCUGGCCAGCGCCUCCAAUCAUCCAACUAUGAUCCUCAGGAAAUGUGGAACGGUGGCUGCCAGAUGGUGGCUCUGAACUUCCAGACACCCGGGGAGCAGAUGGACCUGAACCAGGGUCGCUUCCUCCCCAACGGUCGCUGUGGAUACGUCCUCAAACCGAGCUUCCUGUGCAGUCCCACGUCCAACUUUAACCCAGAGAACACGGGAGGAGGCCCCGGUCACGUCCCCACCCAGCUGACUAUACGAAUAAUAUCUGCGCAGCAGCUGCCAAAAAUCAAUACAGAGAAGGCCAGCUCCAUUGUGGACCCACAAGUGUGGGUGGAAAUUCAUGGGGUGGCUAUUGAUAAUAGAAGAGACAAAACCCACCGCAUCGACAAUAAUGGCUUUAACCCACGAUGGGACUGCACUCUGAGCUUCCAGCUGCAGGUCCCCGAUCUGGCCCUGGUGCGGUUUGUAGUGGAGGACCACGAUCACACUGCCAAAAAUGACUUUGUGGGGCAGUUCACUAUACCUUUCACAAGCUUACGAACAGGUUAUCGACAUGUUCAUUUACUGAAGGCAGAUGGUUCCAGUCUGUCCCCCGCCACACUCUUCAUCCACGUCAAAGUCCGCAAAGGAGUUCCCAUCAAAACUGUGUCCGAGCGUAUAGCCAUGGCCAAAAGCAAGGCAUGACGUGCAUCUGAACUAGACGGAAAGCUGCAUUUUCUGAUAACAAAGGGCUUUGGAAAGGGAGCUCUAAAUGUGAGGAGAAAGAGAGAGUGAGAGAGAGAGAGAGAGAGAGAGAGGGAGAGACUGCUGCUUCUGCUGCUGGCAGACGGUCCCAGUUCAGACCUCAAGUGGUCCAAUUUACACUGAGCCACUUCCCAAUGCAGGAAGAAAGAUGUCGUUUAUCAGAGAUGAAGAAGCGCGCUGCCUCUUAGCAAAUGAAUUGCCUCGGGCUGGAUAAUGAAUCCGUGUUACUGUGGGAGUAUUUGGUCUUGUCAGUGCUGAGUGCUCUGGAAACGAAGGAUUGUGGUUCGUGAUCCACACUGAUAUGGGAUUUGUUACAAAAUUCAAUUUAUUGUUAUUAACUCUCAUGUGUAGGUUAUCCUUUAAUCUGUCACAGUGUUAAGAUGUGUUAUUUCAGUGGUUCCCAACCUUUUUCCUUAAGGGACCCCCUUUUUCUAUCACUGAGUAAAGCCCUGACACAUUUUAUGGAUAAUUAGUAUAAUAUUCAAUGCAUAACAAUAACAGAACAGAACAACAGUGCAAGUAACACAAAUAGUGAACACAAUAACUGCAGGAUGUUAAUGUAAAAUGAGCGAUUUGGAUGAAUUUUGAGCAGAUUAUUUCCGGUUUUCUUGAUAUUUUUAGUCUGUUUUAUAUAUAUGUGUGUAUAUAUAGCAGGAUUACUCUUUUAAGAUACAUCACAUUACAGUGCAAGUUGUGCUUUUCAGAUGUGAAAAUGAUCUAUAGGCUGCUGCCUGGAUUUGCUUAAUGAAAAGUUUUUACACUUAGCAAAGGACAUUUGUGGCUUCCCCAUUUUCUUUUCUGAGGUCACAUUGUUCUGUUGUCUCAUAAAAUUAAUGAAUAUCAUCUUACUGACAUUUCUUUUCUCUUGUCUUUUUAGUUUUCUUUAGUGUUGAGGUAAUCCAAAAGUACUUAACUGACAUUUUAAAUUUAAAGCAUAUAUUUUUAAAGUUGUUUUUUUACACCUCUUAAAAUCAAGAAGGCCUCGCGACCCCCCAGCGAAGCUUUGACGACGCUUCGGGUCCCGAUCCCCAGGUUGGGAACCGUUGUGUUUAUUUAAUCCAUUUACAUUUUUCAUCUAGAAAAUAAAGUAUGAUGAUAAAUACUUAAAAAUGCUUAAUAAUAAAAAAAACACACUUACUUAACUGAGGCUGACUCAUAGGUGCUGUAAGUAGGAAUUUAAACAUGACUGUCUGUGAUUACAAAAUGAUGAAAUAUGUUUUAGAAAUGAUUGUUUUCAGCACUAAAUGUGAUGCAAUACAGAUGAAAUAAUGUGUAAAUGAUUGUCAUAGGUUGUCUUGUCCAUGCAGACUGAACAAAAUGAGAAGUUAGUCUUACCUGAUACUCCAGAUACUUGGCACUUUUAAUUUCUCUCCAGAAAAAGAUUUUAUUUUCUGAGACAAAUAACAGUAUAUUUCCACAACAUACGAAUUAACUUGAAAUAUUAACAGUAUUAACUUACCUACUGAUGUUUACUUGUGCUUGUCAGUCAAAUAGUGUUUUUUUUUUUAAGAUAUUAGCUUGUAGGCUCCUUGACAACUCUGCAUAAAUCAUGUGUGUUGCCAGUUCUUGUCCUUAACAUUUGGAUGUAGAAAAUUGUAUUUGCAACAAUCUAAUACAACCAGUAAUUACUGAAAGCUCGAGUGAAUCAUUUAAUAGUCUUACAAGGAGGUUCCCUGAUAAUAAAACCGUGCCGUAAUGAAAGGUGCUGCACGUGGAUUACUGUAAUUACAGCAUAUAUGAUCAGGAUGGAUUUCAAUGGCAUGUGACAAAUGGUGAGUGAAGAAUGACUUUGCAGUUUGAAAAUCUUAUAGCCUAUGUUGUGUGAAUGGCAGUCGGUGGUUUAUGUGUGCAGGAGAAAAUACUGUUUUCAUAAAAGAACUAAUAACA
Molecule: messenger RNA, 4438 nt
Organism: Dicentrarchus labrax (European seabass)
Lineage: Eukaryota; Metazoa; Chordata; Actinopteri; Moronidae
Gene: plcd3a
Product: phospholipase C, delta 3a
Exons: 15
Coding region: 125-2491 (788 amino acids)
Biological process (GO): lipid metabolic process; intracellular signal transduction
Molecular function (GO): calcium ion binding; phosphatidylinositol-4,5-bisphosphate phospholipase C activity
Source: RefSeq, a predicted model, not a curated record